Molecule: messenger RNA, 3206 nt
Organism: Drosophila santomea
Lineage: Eukaryota; Metazoa; Arthropoda; Insecta; Diptera; Drosophilidae
Product: protein bottleneck
Exons: 1
Coding region: 1505-2452 (315 amino acids)
Source: RefSeq, a predicted model, not a curated record
GACGAACGGAGAAGACAAAUAGCUUGGUGGGGAGAACUCCGGCCUAUCAUUAUAAUUUCACACCUAAUCCGAGGAGAUUACUUUUUCAAUUCCACAAUAUUAUCCCUCGCACUUGCUGCGUUGCAAGGCAUAAAGUGAAAGAAAACUUUUCACUGGCCUCUUUGCAUUUUCCGGCUGCAACUUUGCACCCACAUCCACCCACAUCCUUGCAGCAUCCUUGCAGCUCCCGUUCCGGGUGCUUGGCCAUUAAAGGUCACAGUUAAUAUUCAUUUCUGUGCUGAAAACUUUGCUGUCUUCCUUCUACUUUUCUUCUCUGGGCUCCUUUCUCCUAAUUUCGCCUCACCGCUGGCCUUUUAAAGCAAUUUAAGCUGAUUAAGUGCAAAGCUGACGUUCCCAAUGGACACUGCCAACGGGAGCCCAUGAAGGAACCCGGGAUCCGCUUAAGGAUAUUGCUCCUGACGCUGUCCAGAAACUUAAAUUGCUGGCGAAGUUUUCGUGGCAAAGUCCAGAGAAAGAUUUCUAAAUAUUCCUGCAAUCCCUGGGGAGCUGUGGUUGCACCAAAAGCGGUUGACAUUCAUUGCAUUUUGCAGAAAUACUUUAAUGAUUUUAAGUUUUUACUUGUACUUCCCUAAAUCAAUUAGCUAUCAAAAAUUGCUUUAAAUAUCACUACUCAACAUUGCUGCAUCAUAAACCUCGCAUUUCGUGCUACUUCUUUUUCAUUAACUCAAUUUUAAUAUUUAAGUUCCUCCUUACAGUUUAAGCAUCAUUUAUAAUUCCAUUAAUUAAUGAAGUCCAUUAAGAUCCCGACACCUCAUUUCGCUUCUUUGCACAGGUAUUUCCCCAUUCUAUUCGGUUUAAUUGCGUUUUUCUCUUUGAAUAUAUGGAACUGCAGUAGUAUGCUUAAUGUUGAACACAGUUUUUAUUUCAUCUCUCAUUUCCUUCGACUGUCUGCUUUAUGAACUGUGAAUUGCGGAGUGUCUGGUGAAUCAUUAAUUGCAUUGAUUUCGAUUGUAAUGAGCCAGCUAAUGAAACGUCAACAGUGUGAAGUGGCCAUAAACCCCAGCGGAUUCCUUCUAUGAAUCCUGAACAUCUGUUGCGUUUAAAGUUUUUAAGCUAUUUAUGAAUCGAUACCCUCGCUAAUCCUUUUUGGUGGACCUUAUAAAAGUGCGCGGAUUAGCAGGCUGUCUUUUGCCAAAGAUUUGUGUAAAAUUGGUGCGCGGAAAACACGCAAAACUCGCGUGUUCGGGUUGCAAUUACCGGGAAAUCGCUCCUUUGACAAAUCUUCCUUUUUUACUUUCACAGCUUAGGUAGUAGGUAGUGGCCUUAGGUAGUUUCCCGGAAUUAAGUUAAGUUCGGCUGGGUUUCAAUAGCAUGGCUACCUGAACUUUUGCCACCAGCUGUCGGGGGCGACAACUGGACCAGGUAGUCCUUAGAAUUUCAGCUAUAUAAGCAGUGCGUUCCUUGCCUCAACAUCGCAUUCGUACUUCAACCGUCAAGCGUCAACAUGAGCAUCAGCACAUUCAACUUCCAGUUCUACAACUACAAGCUGAGUCCGUCGUCACCGGGAUUUGGCAGUGCGGCCUCCCGUUCCUCCUCCUCCUUCAUCAGCGAACUGGAAAUGGACAUUGACGAGGACAUGUCCGGCCAGCCCACCAUCACAUCCACGCCCAAGCCGCGUUUCACCAGCCAACUGGCCGUGGAACUGGCCAAAACGGAGCCGGGUAAUGGUGUAUCCCCACUGCGACCCAAAUUGCAUACGGCCCAGAAACGCUGGUCCAUGGAGUUGAGGGAAAAAGUGCUGGAAAUGUCCAAGCGAAAUAAUGGCCACGAGAAACCACAAACCGCAGGGCAACAGGAACAGCACCAGCCACUGCAACUGGAGCAGCAGCAGCAGCAGCCACAGGAGCAACCACUGCAAGCGGAGGAAGUGCAGCAUCAGCAGCAGGAACCCACUGUCACCGACAAAAUCAACUUCUUCAACAAACUGACCAACACCUUUGAGUCCGGUUUCAACAAACUGAUGCCCCAAGGUAGCGCCACCAACAACCGCUUCAUAGCCAUGUUGCGCACCGCCCGUCCACAGAACGUGGCCACCACUACCACCACCGCCAACAGCAGCACCGCCAACAGUUUCCUGGGCAGCAACCACAGUCUCAAUGGUUCCGUUGCCGGUCAAGUGCCACCACCCAAGCCCAAGAGACUGGCGGCCACCGCCGCCAAGUUUGCCACGCCCCUUGUGCCCGGCAUAGGCGUGGGCAAGGGGGGCAGUCAGCGCAAGUGCUCCCUGCGCCGCAAACCAUCGAUGGACAAGUCGAGGGCCACCAUUUCGCGCCAGAGCUCCAGUGCCUCGGUGCGAACCCAGAACCACGCCAUCAUGGAGGACCUUAGUUUGGUGGUUCCCGUGAGAUUGCGCAUCGCGGAGUACGAGCAGCGCAUCUCGAUGAGUGCUUAGCUGCAGAAACUAGAUUAAUUGUAAGUUCCACAGGAUUGCCUUACUUUAGUUUUAAGUUAGCCUAAGCUUCUAAAGACAUUUCAAAUAUAAAAUAUGUGACGCAACAUGAUUUUUGUUUAUUCUUGGCAAAUGGGGCAUUACACAGAGUAAAACAUUUUUAAUCUUUACUCUUUUGCAAACUGAAAGUAAUCCAAACACAAUUGAACUCGUAAGUUACGAGCAUAUAUUUCUUAAUUCCAUUUCUGACCAAACCCUUUUUUUCACAAAGUUACAUUCGAACAAAUGACUGUGACUAAUGCGGCAAAAAAUUCCAAUUCCCAAUAGCCAAUAUAUCAGUUCUGGGAGACUGAUAAAACAGAGUUACCUGAAUUGCUAAAUCCACACACUACCACAGGUUGUAAACUGAAUCACGCAAGACUCUGUGCCUGUGUGCAUAUAUAUGUACAUAUAUAUGUAUAUUCACUACACCACCACGCACCUGUUUUGUUUGCCGAAGCGGAAAACAAGAAAACCGUUAGCUUUUUAAUGCCUCAACCCGGGGCAUUAUCUUAUCGGGCAAAACAGAGAGAGAGAGAGAGUGAGAAAGAGAGAGGGAGAGAGCUUACAGCAACUACACCUGAAGGCCCGAACACAGGUUAUCGAGCAAAUAUUGGUAACUAAACCAAACUGAAACCCACUGAGCUGUUCUGAUAAGAUAGGCAACGCGGCGUAUGAGUAAUGGGGUGGAACUGAAUCAGCGCACAGGGACAAGGAA